Molecule: messenger RNA, 4499 nt
Organism: Mobula hypostoma (lesser devil ray)
Lineage: Eukaryota; Metazoa; Chordata; Chondrichthyes; Myliobatiformes; Myliobatidae
Product: PH and SEC7 domain-containing protein 2-like
Exons: 16
Coding region: 184-2931 (915 amino acids)
Biological process (GO): regulation of ARF protein signal transduction
Molecular function (GO): guanyl-nucleotide exchange factor activity; phospholipid binding; protein binding
Source: RefSeq, a predicted model, not a curated record
GUUUUAUGCCAUUUCUCCUGCUUUUCCCGAAGAUCCAUUGAGAAUUUGACAUAAAAAUGUUAACUAUUACAGCAACCAUGAGUGGUUUUCUCCUGUUUUCCUACUGAUUAGCCCCAUCGAGUGUAAGUAACGGAACUGAGAACGGUUCAGAGGCACACAGAUUAUUCACCUUCAUCUUUUGACAUGAGCCAAGACCAAAAUACACCUUAUACCUCAGAGGAUGGUAUUGAAAACAGGCAGAAACCAUUUAUCCAAAGCAGAAAUAAACAUCAUGCAUUGGCUACAAAGAGUCAAGCUUCAAAUGGGCAUGAACAGAUCCUUGAAAGGAUGGACACGUUAAACUCUGGACUUACUCCUGAUUUAAAAUCUGAGGAGAAAACAACUGAACAAAGCCCUAGCAUUGCAGAUGAGAGACCAAUCAAUGCACCUGAAAAUUUAGGAACAUUUACUAAUCAAAAACAUGAAACACAGGACUUAAGUAUGCACAGAGACCCUGAUCAAGAACAUAAUGCAGACAUAAAGAACAUUUUUAGUCUUACACUUGAGUCUGAUGUAAUAGCAGAACCAAAAAUGCAAUGUGCUGAUAAUGGAACUGUUGAAAGCUUACCUGGAGCAUUAGCAAAUGGAGUAAGCUGUGAAUUAGACACUGAGGAGAACACUGGUGAAAGAUCAGAACAUGCCAAACUCACGGAGAUGGCGGAGAAGAAUGACUACCAUGUUCUUUCGGAGGAAAGCAGCAAACAUAGAAAUGACACACAGAUGAAAUGUUAUGAAGAGGAGCAGAAAAGGUUGGUAAUUGAAGACAUGAUGCUUGAUGAUGCAACCGUAGCAAAAGAGCAAGUCCCAGUGAAGGACAGUCGAGAUGGAUUUAGUUCAACGUUUGAAAGAAUUGUGGAAUCUGAUCUGAUGAAAGGCACGUCAUACAGUAGCCUGGAUUCUUUGGAUGUACUGUCACUGACUGAUGAAACAGACAGUUGUGUUAGCUUUGAAGCCCCUCUCACACCACUGAUCCAGCAACGAAUUAAAGAAACCCCCGAACUGCUACACCAAAAGCUGAUUGAGGUUGCUGAGCAACGAGAAAUCCAGGAAGCUGGAGUUAGUGAUGACCAGGAAGAAGAAUCUAAAUCGAAUGAGGGAAAUAUUGAAAGCCCACUGAGACACUCACUCACCAGUAGCAGAUCUGAGAAUGUGCUGAGCAGAUCUUCCUUAAAGUCAGUACCAAAUGGUUUACAGAAUGAGAGAGAUGACACUGAAGAUGACAUGGGCAGGAUUGUUAACUCAGUCAGUGAUGCCAACUUUAAAGAAGUCUUAUCUGAUUCUGAUUCAGAAAUGGGUAGCACAGAGCAACUAGAACAUGGGAGCACUGACACUUUGGCCAAUGGCUGCAAAACUAAUGCAGAUCCUGCUAAAAGACUUGCCAAACGAUUGUAUAAUCUUGAAGGGUUUAAGAGAUGCGAUGUAGCACGCCACCUUGGAAAGAAUAAUGAUUUCAGCAGGCUGGUAGCUGAAGAAUAUCUUAGUUUCUUUGACUUCACGGACUUGACUUUGGAUAAAGCACUUAGGUGUUUUUUGAAAGCUUUUCCAUUGAUGGGUGAAACUCAGGAGCGGGAAAGAGUUCUUAUCCCCUUUUCUAAGAGAUACUGCCAAUGUAAUCCUGAUUAUAUCAACUCGGAAGAUGGAGUCCACACACUAACCUGUGCACUAAUGCUUUUGAACACUGACCUGCAUGGUCAUAAUAUUGGGAAAAAGAUGUCAUGUCAGCAGUUUAUUUCUAAUCUGGAUGGCCUUAAUGAUGGGAAGGAUUUUCCAAAAGAUUUAUUGAAGGGAUUGUAUAACUCAAUAAAAAAUGAAAAGCUGGAAUGGGCUGUGGAUGAAGAUGAAUUGAGAAAAUCACUGUCAGAGCUUGUGGAUGAUAAAUUUGAUAGCUGUGCAAAGAAAGUGACAAGAAUAAUUGAUAGCAGUAAUCCAUUCCUUGAUAUCCCUCAGGCAUUGAAUGCAGCAACCUACAAACAUGGAGUACUCAAUCGUAAAACACAUGCAGACAUGGAUGGCAAGAGAACACCUAGGGGAAGAAGAGGAUGGAAAAAAUUUUACGCAGUCCUGAAAGGAACUAUUCUCUACUUGCAAAAGGAUGAAUAUAAGCUAGACAGGGAUUUAUCUGAAGUGGAUCUGAAAAAUGCUAUUCGAAUACACCAUGCAUUAGCAACAAGGGCUACUGAGUACAGCAAACGGCCUAACGUGCUGAAGUUGAAGACAGCAGACUGGAGAGUCUUUCUUUUCCAAGCACCGAGCACCAUCGAGAGUGUCCUGGCCAGCUGCAUCAUGGGAAUUGCCAGGCAUCUGACCCCAAGUUCCUACAAAGGAUUGCAAGGAUUGCAGAGAGUAUUAUUGGAGUCUCUAUUUCACCCACCAGGAGUAUUUAUCAGAAGUGAAGAGGAAAUGCGCUCAUGGAUACUGAGAAUAAAUCUGGUAACUGCCAUUUUCUCUGCACCCUCAUUUCCAGCUGCUAUCGGAUCACUGAAAAAAUUUAGCCGACCUCUUCUCCCUUCAUCUACAACUAAACUUACCCAGGAAGAACAGCUGAAGUCACACGAGACCAAAUGGAGACAGAUUUCAACUGAAUUAGCAGAACACAGUACUCAGCCUCCUGGGAAGAAUGUCAAAUCUAAAGAAGCAGAGGAAUACCGACUUAAAGAACAUUAUUUAAUAUUUGAGAAAAAUCGAUAUGAAGCAUAUAUUAAUCUACUGAAGGCAAAACUAAAGGUAGGAACUGAUGAUCUGGAAAAAAUAGAGGCAAUUAUUUUCAACACUGAAAAUGAUGAAAGUUCCUUGAGGAAGACUCAGUCUAGUCCUUCUCUAAACCAAGGACAUUUUUCUCUCAAUGGCAAAAUGGAAAAGGACAUUAUAGAACAGAAAAGUCAUCCCAAGUAAGAAUCAAUGUAAUUAGAUGGAAUUUACAAACUUGUAUGGAGUAAACAUGGCAAGUUCAUUAUAUACAUCUUUGAUAGUUCGGAAGUAUAUUGGACAUAAUUUUUAAUAUUCUGUUGUAAUUUUUUAAUAUCUCACAUUUCUUGUAUUCACUUAAAAUCUUUACUACUUAUUCUCCUAAACAUUAUUCUCUUACUCCAAGCCAGUUUAGGAUUCUAUUAAACCCGUCAGAAUAAAAUACCAGGAGGCCAUUUUAAGGCUCAUCAUUUGUUUUUUUUGGUGCAGCCCUGCUAAUUUUCUUUUUCAUUGUUAAGCCAUGUAUUCAUUUUUGCUAGGUUGAAUAUUUUGUCCAAAGCUUUGAAUCCAAUGCUUUUAUUGAUCUGAGAGCUAUGUUUUCAGGAGAAUUAUUUUUCCAUCAAUUUUCUUUAAAUUCAGUUUCAAUUUGAUUGGAAUCAUAUUUAGCAUGUAGAUUGCAAAGCAACCAAGAACAAAUUUCUAUGCUGGUUUAUCCUUGGUUCUGCAGUAUGGUACUUAAUUAUAGUUGGCUAUUUAAUUGGCUUGUAUGUUUGAACAUUAGUUUCUAUUUACAUCUACUUUCCAAACAUCCUCUUCAUUUUUUUAAAGCUUAUAAUUUUCCAAAAUUUUAUUGCAGUGGGACAGUAAACAGAUAACAGACUUUUAUAGCAUUGCUCUCAGCCACUUUAAAGCUGCACUGCUUUACAGGGCUUAAAGAGUUUUAAUAUUCCUGGAAAAAAACAGGCAAUAGUUUUAUAAACAUUUGUUUCUAAAAUGUUGUUUGUAAGUAUUCACAUUGUAUAUUAUAAUUAUAUAGCUCAAAUAAACUUGGGUUCCUAAAUUGCCUGUCAUUAUGAUUAACACUACAUAUGAACACAUAGUAGUAUGCAUGCUGGAAAUCUCCUAUUAGACUCAACAGAAAAAGAACGGCCUAACUUUUCAUAUUACUGCAUUUUGUUACCAUUAAUAUCUAAUAUUGCAUAUUUAAUUUUACAUAUUAUCUUGUUUACUUGAAUGAACAACUAGAUUUAAUUUUAUCUUUAAUAAUUAUUGUCAAAUAUUGUACAGAAAUACUGUUACAUACACAGUACCAUUUUGUGUAUGUGUGAUGUGAACAAUGUUAAAUGGAGUUUUCAAUAAUCAAGUACAUUUCUCCAUUUUUCGUAAGAUAGCUUGCUUGGAUUUUGUUAGCGUAUGAAAAUGAUUGUAAGGAGGAAUGGAUUCAGUUUCUUUAUUUAAGAAUACUACCUAAUAUAUAUCAUCAAAAGGAAUAUUAUAUCUGUAAUGGUGCUUCUUCUACCAAUCAAUUUAUUUAUGUGCAAUAUAAUGUGUGUUAUGGUGGUAUCAAGCAAAUCUGUGCCAGUAUUUUUACUAUGUUAAUAUGGAAAUUAUAGCUUCUUCUGUUUUAGAUCCCUUAUUAUAAUGUUAUAUUCAUAUUUGUUACAACAUACAAAACAGUAAAAUAUGUUUUGUUAUAAACAGUACACAAAAGAAAAUAAAGACAGUGAUAUGUAGCAAAUAACGAAAUGUUUUCUUUUAUUUUGAGAAAUGUUUCA